AUGGUCGAUGAUGCUGCGCCCGAUACCCUCCCAGGCCGAUCGAUCCCUCCACCAGAUGGUCAAGAGGAUGGUGGAGGGGCCCCAGAGCUGUCGCUGCCCGCGGGUGACUCGAUUACACGAGGUGCCCAAAGGCGACGACGCCGCAAGCAUCGAAAGAUCAACAUUGGCCUUGCGAGAAAGUUCGACCUUAUGACCAAGUUGCUGCAGAAUCUCGAUGCUCUGGUAUACGCGGAACUUUGCACACUGUAUUAUAUGGAGUGUUCGAUAUUCCGCUUCGCUGUCCGCGUAUAUGGUCAACAUCACUGGCUUACGCCUAAGCCCCAUGACUACCCCUUAACGAUGGAGGCCCCGCGCUCGCAGGUCAUUUCAGUAUUCGUUCCGAACCUCAUAUGCAUUCUCCUGCACAUAUUCUCAGCCUUACCCACUGCCGGUGAGGCAGCCAGAGGUUAUCUUCAUGGCGGUGUUAUCGUCGACUUCAUUGGACAGAAGCCACCAACCUCGAAACUCACAUUCUUGGCUCUGGACCUCAUCAUCUUAGCUGUCCAAUGUCUGAUGCUAGCCGUCCAUUCUGAGCGAGAGAAGCUGCGACCGCUUGUACAGCCUUUCUGGCCUCAAGUUUUAGGAGGACAAAACACAGCAACAUCGACCCAAGAUCACGACGCCGAAGAAAGGGGCGUACACAGGGAUGCACCCGGAUUAGAAGAGGAGGGCACUGAGAGCAUAGAAUUACAGCCCCUAAGACCCAACCGGUAUGUGGAGGCCAGCAAUGAAGGAGAGAGGAGCCGAGACAGCAGUCGAUCUUCUCGCUGGGUUCGCUCGCUGAACGGGAAUCAUCUCUUCGACGUGCUCACUUCAGGGAAUGGGGUUCUCGGCGAAUUUCACAUUUCUCACACGAUUAGGAACGCCACCACAGACUUUCGCGGAGCAGCAGGGCAUUCACUACAAACCUUGGGUUAUACUGCUGCGUUAACUAGGCUCUCGGCGAUGAGGAGAAUGCCCCGUUUAGAACGCAAUCAGAGGAAUCAAAGAUAG
This is a messenger RNA of Colletotrichum gloeosporioides, 1032 nucleotides long. Its product is annotated as DSC E3 ubiquitin ligase complex subunit 4. Gene Ontology annotation, cellular component: Dsc E3 ubiquitin ligase complex. NCBI's taxonomy places the organism in Eukaryota, Fungi, Ascomycota, Sordariomycetes, Glomerellales, Glomerellaceae. The record is from RefSeq and is a predicted model, not a curated record. Gene Ontology annotation, biological process: protein processing; SREBP signaling pathway. Bases 1 to 1032 code for a protein of 343 amino acids. The transcript has 2 exons.